Messenger RNA from Rhinocladiella mackenziei CBS 650.93, 1008 nucleotides. RefSeq lists its product as uncharacterized. Lineage: Eukaryota; Fungi; Ascomycota; Eurotiomycetes; Chaetothyriales; Herpotrichiellaceae. The record is from RefSeq and is a predicted model, not a curated record. The transcript is spliced from 2 exons. Bases 1 to 1008 code for a protein of 335 amino acids.
AUGGCUCCUACUUUCGCAGAUGUCGUUCCAAUCAAACAACUUUCCUCUCAUGAAUACACCAUCCACCUAAAAGAUGAAUGGUGUGUAGGAACAGUUCCCAAUGGCGGAUACGUCACCUCGUCCUUCCUCGUUGUCGCCCGCACCCAUAUGGCUCUCACCCACCCAACACGCUCCGAACCACACCCGAUAAACCUCCACUUAGAAUUCCUACGACGCACCUCUGUCGGUCCGGCCCUCUUCACCGUGAAAGACGUGAAGCUCGGCGCGCGCAUCAGCAACCUCCACAUCGUGCUGUCUCAGAAACAAGCACAUCACGAUGAAUACCAGGACGAAGCAGAAGGAUACAUAACCAUGAGCAAUAUCGCCGCCGAACAGGGGCUGAGCCUCGACACAUCUUACCAAUUGUACCCCCCGGCCUUGCCCGCCGACCUACAGUCGCUUGCCACGCAAGGCUACGACGCAAACUACACCAUGCGUGCAAAGGACCCUUUCCCACAAUUCCGUCGCGCGGCGCAAAACAUCCAAAUGUUCCUAAUAAACCCGGAGCGCAAACCAGCGGGACGACCGAAAGCCAUGAACGAUCAAUGGGUGCGGUUUGCGCCGAAUCGGGUGCCUAACGGCCGCUGGACCAACGACGCCCUCGGCUUCCUGGUGGACAUGUUCCCGCAGAUCGUCGAGAGCUAUGUCAACCCGUUCGUCGAAGAGGCCGCUCUCGGGCAACACUCUGAAGCCGAGCUGCAAGAAUUCCUGCGUUCCAACGAACCGCGGGCCAAGUACUGGUACCCGACGCUGGCGCUGAACUUGGACAUCAAGAAACUGCUCCCUGACGAAGGUGUUGAAUGGUUAUUUGUGCGUACGCGGGCCAAGGCGAUUCGGAACGGGAGAUUCGAUCUAGACAUUGAGGUCUGGGAUGUCGAGGCCGAAUUAGUCGCGUCCAGUUGUCAUGCCAGUUUGAUUGUCGAUGCGUCCAGGAAUACCACGCGGAAAGCCAAGAAGGAGAAGUUGUAA